This is a messenger RNA of Anguilla anguilla (European eel), 2204 nucleotides long. It is a transcript of the gene eme1, whose product is annotated as essential meiotic structure-specific endonuclease 1. Gene Ontology annotation, biological process: replication fork processing; resolution of meiotic recombination intermediates; double-strand break repair. The transcript has 9 exons. Gene Ontology annotation, cellular component: nucleus; Holliday junction resolvase complex. Bases 276 to 2021 code for a protein of 581 amino acids. Lineage: Eukaryota; Metazoa; Chordata; Actinopteri; Anguilliformes; Anguillidae. The record is from RefSeq and is a predicted model, not a curated record. Gene Ontology annotation, molecular function: nuclease activity; DNA binding.
UUUGUGCUGAACGUUCUAUGUAUGAAUCACAAUGCACUAAGAUUGGUUUACGGAACUAUUUUACUGAGUUACUGCAAUGCUAUUCUGAUCGUUUUAUUUCAACACGAAGACAAAAAAAGAGUGCGUAUUAUCUUGACCAAUGAAUUGUCUCUGCUCUUCUUGCCCGGGAAAUCCAAGAUAAUACGUGAUACCCCACGGAUAGUUUUAUAGUACCACGGUAAUACAGAUUGCAGUGCGUUCAUUCUGAAAUUGGGUACUUUGGACCGAGGUUCAGCAUGGGAGGCAGCAGGCUUAAUGCCCAACCCAGCGAUGAAGACACUAGUGACACAGAUGAUCUACCGGUCUAUGACUUCCUACAGUUCUCAAACAGGCAAGCAGGCCACAGACAAACGGAGGCAGAUGAAUUGGUGGUCCUCAACAGUUCAGACUCUGAGACCCUGGCCCCACCGUUCUUAGGGUCUAACCCUGAGCCCUCUUCUCUGCUGCCACAGCAGAGGGAGGAGAAGGUCCUCUUGGUCAGCAGUGACAGUGAGGAGGAGGUUUUUGUGCCCUUGGCAAUGAGACUGAAGGAGCGCCUAGGUGAUCCUACCACAUCCACAGCCACCAUGUGCCCAGGUCCACCCCAGCGUGCUUCUGCCAACCGCACUGACCCCCCUGUGCGACCACACUAUUGUAAAACCAGCUCAGGCCCCACUCCAGCAGGCCACCCCAACACCCCGCUCCUUCUUGACCAGGAGGAAGAUGAAGAAAGCUCAGUGGGCCCCAAGGCGCCAGUCUUUGAUUUACAUCCAGCAGAGUUCUGCACAUGGACAGAAGGGGGUGCCUCUCCUCCAAAGAAGAAGGUGGCCAAACGGAGUCCAGCGGAGAUGGAGGCAGCAAGGGGGGAGGCUGUGCGUAGGAAGGAGGCUCGGGAGAGGCAGCAGGUUGAGAAGGAAGUGCGCAGGCUGCAGCUGGAGAAGCAGAGGGUGGAGAAGAGGGCCCUGGCUGAUGCAGUGAAAGCUCUGAGGCCAGAGGAGUGCAUCAAGCACAUGGUGGUGUCUGUGGACCCAGCUCUGCUGCAGCUGGAUGGCGGCGGUGUGCUUCUCACAUCCCUGCAGGCUCUGGGCUGCAGCUGUGCCAUAGAGAGUCAGGAUCUGCCCUGCAGCAUCACCUGGGCCCGGAGGACUCCUGGCACACAGGCCGGAGAGACGCAGUGUAUUCCGGAAUCCCACACCGUGAUCAGUGUGCCAGUGGAGAACUUCAUCUCCAUGGUCCACAGUCACAGUCAGGUGCAGAAGGGCCACUCUGUUGAUUGCGGCCUGACUCUGACUGCAUGGACACUGCGCCUCCUGGCUCGCGGUUCAGGCCACACCCCCAGCCUGGCUGUCAUCGACCUGGAGAAGUACUUCAGAUCCCAGAAGUCUCAGGUGCAGAAGAAGCACCGCCAGGCCGUGCUGGGAGAGGAGCAGGGGGCAGGCCCAGGGGUGGGGAAAAGGAGGAAGAGGAAAGAGGGAGGACAGCAGCUUCCUGACGUGACCCGGGUGGAGGUGGAGGAGGCCCUGGUGGACCUGCAGCUGAACACCAGCGUUCAGGUGCGCUUCCUGCCCUCUUGGAAAGAGUUCUCAGAUUAUAUCACCAUGUCGACCAAAGCUGUGGCGGAGGCACCUUUCAAGAAGGAGCGGGAGAAGACGGGCUUCAGUUUCUGCCUGGAGAGCGAGUGGGCCGGGGGCUGCCGGGUGGACCGGGGGGGGAAGGGCCUGCUGCAGGUGUGGAAGAGGCAGAUCCAGCAGCUGAACCGGGUCAGCCCCGACAUCGCCAGCGCCGUCCUCGCCGCCUACCCCUCCCCGCGGCUGCUGGCUCAGGCCUACGGACGGUGCAGGACAGAGCGUGAGAAACUCUCCCUCCUUUCGGACGUUCUGAUUCGACGCGGGGAGGGCGUGACCUCAACCACUCGCAGGGUUGGCCCAGAGCUCUCCAAACGCCUCUUCCUGCUAAUGACAUCAUCAGACCCCCAGCAGGUCCUUGACUCCACAGUUGAUUGAUUGCACAAGUACAGAAAAUGGCAACUCAACCUUUAAAUAUAAUUGCAUUGGACCAAAAUGGGACUAUAAAAUGGUACAAUAAAGGCCUGUUCCAGUCUGUUUUAACUUUAGCUUUCAUAUAUUUAUCUGUUGCAUAUUUUGACUUGUAUGAAUGUUUUAAAUUAAAAGUGUUUUUUUAUGAAG